AUGGAAAUCGGCACUCAUCUUCCAGUUCUCACACAAGACGACUAUAAUAACCUCCUCCAAGACAUCAUCAACAACAAUCCCAACAACAUGAAGAAACGUAAUGUCAAAGACAACCACGAACCCAACCAAGAAAGACAACACAAACAACAAAAGCAAAACAACAACACCAACAACAUUAAAGACAUCCUAGCUUCACUACUUCUCUUAGAAGAAGAAGAAACCAAAGAACAACAAAACCGGUUACUCGAUUCACAACAACACAAAGCCAUGUUCAAUUCCAACUUCAAAAACCAAACCCAAACCAUGAACAACUACAUGGAACAACUUCAAAACCAUUACACCGACUUAGAUCAAUCCCAUCACACCAAAUCCAAAAAAGCCCGUCUCACUGCUAUCGCAACUGCUUCCUCCAUCGCAUCCGGUUCAGACCAACCCGGUUCAACCCAAACCGGUUCAGAAUCCAAAGAAAGUAACCACCCGCAUCAACGGCGCCUAUGGGUAAAAGACCGGUCUAACAACUGGUGGGAGAAUUGCAACCGUGAAAACUUCCCGGAUGACGAAUUCCGACGAUGCUUCCGAAUGAGUAAAUCAACAUUCAACAUGAUCUGCAACGAGCUCGAUUCUUCAGUCACAAAGAAAAACACAACACUCCGCGAAGCUAUUCCGGUUCGCCAGCGUGUCGCGGUUUGCAUAUACCGCCUCGCAACCGGUGACCCGCUCCGGCUAGUUUCGAAGAAAUUCGGUUUAGGAAUAUCCACAUGUCAUAAACUUGUGUUGGAAGUUUGUUCCGCUAUAAGAACCGUUCUAAUGCCGAAGUUUCUCCGUUGGCCAAACGAAGAAACAAUGCAGAAAACGAAAAGAGACUUCGAGGGUAUUUUUGGUAUUCCGAAUGUAGGUGGCACAAUGUACACCACUCAUAUACCUAUAAUUGCACCUAAAGUGAAUGUUGCUUUGUAUUACAACAAGAAACACACUGAAAGGAACCAAAAAACGAGUUAUUCAAUAACGGUUCAAGGAGUGGUUAACUCGAAAGGGGUUUUUAAUGAUGUGUGUAUUGGUUGGCCCGGUUCAAUGCCAGACAGUGAAGUUUUGGAAAAAAGUGCUUUAUAUGAGAGAGCUAAAAGAGGUAACUUGAAAGAUAUUUGGAUAGUUGGAAAUUCGGGUUAUCCAGUUCUGGAUUGGGUUUUGGUGCCUUACAAGCAUAAGAAUCUGACGUGGACACAACAUGGGUUUAAUGAGAAGCUUGAGGAAAUUGAGAGAGUUGGUAAGGAAGCGUUUGGGAGACUGAAAGGGAGGUGGGGAUGUUUGCAGAAGAGGACAGAGAUUAAGUUACAAGAUUUGCCUAUUGUUCUUGGAGCUUGUUGUGUUCUUCAUAAUGUUUGUGAGAUUAUGAAUGAAGAAAUGGAUGAUGAGUGGAAAUUUGAUGUUGUUGAUGAUGAAAACGUUGUUGAGGAUGGUGUUUGUUCGGUUAGUUCGUUGAAAGCUAGAGAUCAAAUUGCGCAUUAUUUGUUGCAUCAUGGUCGUGCUGGGACUACUUUUUUGUAG
Molecule: messenger RNA, 1545 nt
Organism: Lathyrus sativus (Indian pea)
Lineage: Eukaryota; Viridiplantae; Streptophyta; Magnoliopsida; Fabales; Fabaceae
Source: the annotation of a GenBank genome assembly